Rhopilema esculentum is the source of this 1646-nucleotide messenger RNA. Its product is annotated as developmentally-regulated GTP-binding protein 2. Gene Ontology annotation, molecular function: GTP binding; GTPase activity. NCBI's taxonomy places the organism in Eukaryota, Metazoa, Cnidaria, Scyphozoa, Rhizostomeae, Rhizostomatidae. The record is from RefSeq and is a predicted model, not a curated record.
CGAUUUCGAAUUCAAGUAUCCGCCAUUUUGGUGAUCAUACUUCUUUAGUUGGAGAUCAAGAGGCCCUGUUUACUACCCCCCAAAAGUUCCUUCACCAUGGGGAUUCUUGAGAAAAUUGCGGAAAUAGAGAGAGAGAUUUCAAAGACCCAAAAGAAUAAAGCAACUGAAUAUCACCUGGGUCUCCUCAAAGCCAAACUUGCUAAAUACAGGUCCCAGCUUUUGGAACCAGCUAAAUCUGCAGGCGCCAAGGGUGAAGGAUUUGAUGUUAUGAAAUCUGGAGAUGCUAGAGUUGCUUUGAUUGGAUUUCCAUCCGUUGGCAAGUCAACAUUGUUGAAUCUGCUGACUGAUACAGCCAGUGAAUCUGCAUCAUAUGAGUUCACAACGCUAACCUGCAUCCCUGGAGUCAUCGAGUACAACGGUGCCAAUAUACAGCUUCUUGAUCUGCCUGGCAUUAUUGAGGGAGCAGCACAAGGAAAGGGAAGAGGAAAGCAGGUGAUAGCGGUGGCAAGGACAGCUGACCUGGUCAUUAUAAUGUUAGAUGCAUCUAAAGGCGAGACCCAAAAAGCUUUAUUGGAAAAAGAACUUGAAACAUGCGGAAUACGACUUAAUAAAAGAAAACCAAAUAUUUAUUUCAAGAUUAAAAAGGGCGGUGGCAUCGCAUUCAACUCAACCUGCACUUUGACGCAACUAUCAGAAAAACUAGUGAUGAUGAUUCUUCAUGAAUACAAAAUAUUUAAUGCAGAAGUGCUUUUUCGAGAAGAUUCUACUGCAGACGAUUUCAUAGAUGUUAUUCAAGGUAACAGAAUCUACCUUCCCUGCUUAUAUGUCUACAAUAAAAUUGAUUGCAUUUGCUUGGAAGAAGUUGACCGUUUGGCGCGCCUAGAAGAUUCAAUUGUUAUCAGCUGUAAUAUGAAUUUGAAUUUGGACUACCUCCUGAAGAUGACUUGGGAAUACUUGGCAAUGGUACGCGUAUAUACCAAGAAGCGAGGAGAUCCACCAGAUUUUGGUGACCCAAUCAUCCUGAGAACAGGUGCUUCUGUUGAACAUGUGUGCCAUCGGAUACACAGAACACUUACAGAUCAGUUCAGAUAUGCUCUUGUAUGGGGGACAAGUACAAAGUAUAGCCCUCAAAGAGUUGGUAUUUCACAUUCCAUUGCAGAUGAAGAUGUUAUUCAAAUAAUGAAAAAGUGAAAAUAAUUUUGAACUAUAAAUAUUCAUAGAUCACUCUGUUGCUAUCUAUGUUUUUAUCAGAGAGGAAACACAUCAAUCAAACAGAGUGUCCUGAAGGAAGUUAUUUGGGAUAUGAUGUGUACGCUUUGGUAUGUCUGUAAAAGUUGAAAAUGAGAUUUUGGCUAUUUAGUAUUGAUCAAAUGACAUAAAAUUAUGCAAAUUGGUUUCAUUUAGAAUAAAUGCAGUACAUUGAAUUAUCAUUGAUAAAAAAUAUUGCUAAAUUUUGUUUGCUACAUAUCCCUCCCCAGUUUCUAUUCCUUCAGCAUGUAACUAGGAAGAAACAUACAGUUAAGGCAACAUCAAAAAAUGAGUAUUUUUGUUCCUCUAGAUUAAAACUAAAAGAUUAUAUCUUCACUCUGAGAGGGACUUUGACAAAAACAAAACAUUUUUAUGACAUAAAAAUUAAAACAGCUUAA